GUUGACUUGAGUUACGAGCACUUAGACAGCAACCAAAACCGGUGCUCGGAUGGUACCGGCCCGGAAUUUGGUUCUUAUCACCAACAGUACUGGUUGGAUGGACGUGAAUUGAUCGCCAUUGGUGUGAUCGAUUUGCUUCCGCAAUGCCUUUCCUCUGUCUAUCUGAUCUACGAUCCGGAUUAUGCGUUCUUACACUUGGGUACCUAUUCCGCUUUAAGGUACGUGCAGUAUAUUGGUUGCUCAACUAGAACUCUUGUCAGCUUUGAUCCAUUUGACCAUUGUUCACCAGCUUUUGUAUUCGUGGACAGUCAGAUAAUACGGCUGAAACGACCCCCCCCGCCGCCCAUAGUCACGACGACCUGCUGUUCAACCAUGGAAACCGGCAGCUUAAGCUCCGGGACUUAUAUUGGAGAACCGCGUCUUACUGAGCUGGACGACAGCGAAACUGCCUACCACCAACAGUCUAAAUAG
Messenger RNA from Echinostoma caproni, 471 nucleotides. Lineage: Eukaryota; Metazoa; Platyhelminthes; Trematoda; Plagiorchiida; Echinostomatidae. The record is from the annotation of a GenBank genome assembly.